ACAAGCACAAAUCGCACUGAAAACAUGGCGGCGCCCACGGAAAGUAAAAAAAACGACCUGUUGGAAGUUCCCGCUGGAUGGAAAGAAACUCCAUUUACUAAAGAUGAUAACCCGCAUGGAAUGGUCUCGGAAAGUUCAUUCGCUACGUUAUUUCCAAAGUACAGAGAAAAAUAUUUACAAGAAUGCUGGCCAUUCGUUGAGAAAACACUUAGUGAUCAUAAUAUUAAGGCCAGUCUGGACGUCAUUGAGGGCAGUAUGACAGUUACUACAACAAGGAAAACCUGGGACCCAUUCAUUAUUGUAAAGGCUAGGGAUAUGAUUAAAUUAUUGGCUAGAAGUGUACCUGCUGAGCAAGCAGUUAGAGUUUUGGAAGAUGGUAUGGCGGCAGAAAUUAUAAAGAUUGGUUCUUUGGUUAGAAACAAAGAAAGAUUCGUUAAGAGAAGGCAAAGAUUAAUUGGACCAAAUGGAUCAACAUUAAAGGCAAUAGAGUUACUGACAGGCUGCUAUGUGAUGGUACAGGGCAAUACAGUGGCGGCUUUAGGGCCAUAUAACGGUCUCAAGCACGUUAGAAAACUUGCAACAGAUACGAUGAAGAAUGUCCAUCCCAUAUAUAAUAUUAAGACUCUGAUGAUUAAAAGAGAACUCUCAAAAGAUGAACAAUUGAAAAAUGAAUCCUGGGAUCGAUUCUUACCAAACUUUCACCCCAAGAGUCAGAGCAAGAGGAAACAACCAAAGAAGAAACGAACAAAAAAACAGUAUACACCUUUCCCCCCACCACAACCAGAAAGCAAACUGGAUAAGGAGAUAGCCAGUGGAGAAUACUUCAUGAAAGAGCAUCAACGAAAAGCAAAACUAAGAGAAGAGAGGAAGCAACGACACGUGGAGGCAGAUGUAAAGCGACAAGAGAGGCGGAAUAAGCCGUUCAUUCCACCAAAGGAACCUGUUGUGAAGAAACAAAAGAGUGAACAACCAGAGAAAACAUCCACAAAGAUUGAUAUAGAAGCAUUGAAACUAAAAAUAAAAAAAUCUCAG
Molecule: messenger RNA, 1032 nt
Organism: Saccoglossus kowalevskii
Lineage: Eukaryota; Metazoa; Hemichordata; Enteropneusta; Harrimaniidae
Product: KRR1 small subunit processome component homolog
Cellular component (GO): small-subunit processome; nucleolus
Molecular function (GO): RNA binding
Source: RefSeq, a predicted model, not a curated record